Molecule: messenger RNA, 1101 nt
Organism: Penicillium alfredii
Lineage: Eukaryota; Fungi; Ascomycota; Eurotiomycetes; Eurotiales; Aspergillaceae
Product: WD40 repeat domain-containing protein
Exons: 4
Coding region: 1-1101 (366 amino acids)
Molecular function (GO): protein binding
Source: RefSeq, a predicted model, not a curated record
AUGGCGACUUCCUCAAACCGGGAUCAUUUCUUCCAGACGUCCACUGCGCUGGAUGAGCAGCAUCGAAAGGACGCCAAGGCUCAGAACAGCAAUGGAAAUCCCAUUAAGCUACCGAGCAAGAUCCUAGCGGCUCGCGCAGACCCGUGGAAUCCAGGAUCUAUCUACAUCGCGCAAAGUAGUGGCACGGUGAGAAGAAUUGUCCUCGAAACUGGAGAGACCGCUGCCCUCUUCAAGGGCCCUACAGCUCCUGUAACGAGUGUCUGUUUGAGCCCUAAUGGCAAGCUAUUGUUUGCUGGGUGUUGGGAUAAGACCAUCUGGAGCUGGGAUGUGAGCUCGGGUCAACCGCACAGGCAAUACGAAGGACAUACCGAUUUUGUCCGCUCGGUCACAAGUGUCAGAUUCCGCGGAGAAGAUUGGCUGAUUUCAGGAGGCGCCGAUGCGCAAGUCCUCGUUUUCAAUAUAAACAGCGGCCAGCGGACCGAGACUCUCAAGGGACAUGCCCGUGGGAUCCAAGAUUUAGUCGUCGAUCCCGAGUCAGAAAGCUCACAGGCAAUAAUUUUUACUGCGGGAAGUGAUCGGGAAAUUCGAUCCUUCAAUUUACUUGGAGGUGAUCUCUCGGAGCCUCUACUUCCCCAUGAUACUAGUGUCUACAAACUCUUUUUCGACAACGAUGCCGACCUUUGGACAGCCUCGGCUGACAAGACAGCGAAGUGUCUGAUGCGGGAGGACGGAUGGAAAGCUAAUCUGACAUUGGUGCAUCCGGAUUUUGUGCGAGAUAUCGUCAUCUACGAACCUGGAGGCUGGGUUGUGACGGCUUGUCGAGAUGAAGAGGUCCGAGUGUGGAAUCGAUCUACUGGAGAGCUUCACCACACAUUCUCCGGACAUUUUGAGGAGGUUACGGGCCUGGUGCUGGUUGGCUCGACCGUGGUCAGCGUGGGAAUCGAUGCCACCAUCCGUCAAUGGUCUCUUCGACCCGACGAACUUCAAAAUGCAGUGGAACUGGCCCAGAAAGGCACGCCCACAGAAGAGGACAAGCCGAAUACCGAGAGCAUGCUGACCGAAGAGGAGGAACGCGAGUUGGCCGAACUGAUGGAUGAAUAG